GGCGGCGAAGGGCGACGGAAAUGGCUCGGUCCCUCCUGCUGCGGGCUGCCGCGCUGCUCGCGCUGCUGAACGGCUGUGCCGGAAUACGCCUGCUGAGAGCAUCCAUCGACGGCGCCGUGCCCCGCGGCGAUAGCCUGACUCUCGUCUGUCAGGUCGACCCGGAGGGCAAGAAGAUCUACCAGGCCAAGUGGUACAAGGACGGCGAGGAGUUCUACCGCUACGAGCCCACGUCCAACCACGUGUUCCCGGUUAACGGGACCGAUGUCGACGAGGCCUUGUCGGACGUCUCUCAGGUGGUCCUCCGAGGCGUGGACCUCGACACAGCGGGCAAGUACGGCUGUGAGAUCACCACGGAGGGCACGUUCGCCACCGUCACUGCCACCGGAUUCGUCACAGUGGUCGAAGUGCCCAAAAAGGAGCCAUACACUUCGACAAGUGACAUCAUCAGCCGAGACACGGGUGACGUCAUAAGAAUAAACUGCACCUCUGAGCAGUCUCGGCCGGCAGCAAACCUGACCUGGUUAAUCAACAACGAAAAGACCGGAAACAGCUCCAUCACGCGCUACCCGCUGGAGUUGGACGCGGACGGCCUGCAGACAGUCACGCUGGGCCUCGACUUUCUGCUGCGCGAGAAGCACUUCCGGCGAGACCAGGUGACGCUCAAGUGCACGGCUGGCCUCUACAACGUGUUCUACGCCAGCACGGAGGUCAAGGUGCGGCGGCUGUCGAUGGCCCAGCGGUCCAGCCAGUCGCCGGCCGGCCAGCGCACCGCCGCCGGCCAACAUUCCUCCGGCUGGCGGAUGAAGCCGUCUUCGUUUUCGCUGGUGUUGAUGCUUGUUUGGGCCUUCAUCCACGCCUCGAAGACAAUAAGCAGCACUUAGUGAGCAGCGCGUCUAAGAGGCUCAGACGUUGCAAAAAGUGGCGACAGACGGGAAUGAAUCGAAGCGGAGCGGCGCUUCCCCGCUUUCUUCUUCUGCCGGAUGUGCGUUUUCGGCCGGAGCCCGCGCGAAAGCGAAACAGAGUACAUCGGUGAGGUGUGCGGGUGAUGCGCCGCCGUUUGCUGAGAUUCGAGUGCGGCUGUUGGUGGGAGUCGGGUGCAGCUGCUGGUCAGAGUCGGGUGCGGCUGCUGGUGAGAGUCGAGUGCGGCUGCUGGCGAGAGUCGGGUGCGGCUGUUGGUCAGAGCGGGGUGCGGCCGUCAACUGCACUGGACUGGGCACAACGCUGACAGCGCCCGCGGGCGGCCUGAGCGACGCCGCGACCGGCACCGUCGGUGACAGCGCGAUUGGAGUCUGGACGGCGGGGCGGACUAAACUGCCGCUGAAGCUGGAUCGCGGGCGGAGCGACAGCGCCGGAAAUGACGCUGACACGGGCUAAGGCCCGAACUUGCCGCUGGCCUGAGGCCGAAAUGAGCUGCCUCAGAACUGAGACGGAGGACUAGUGAGUGUUUGACUAAUAUUAACAGAACUGACGCGUGGCAGUCUAGCUAUGAAGUCUUGAACCAAGUUACGCAUUCCAGACUUUGCCCGGACGACUCGCUGCGCGACGUGGGUAAACGCUUAGCACUGACUUCUGAGACGGCGACGUGCCCUGCAUUCUCCUGGGACAUUUGCCUGUUUAAUGUGUCUACCCAAAGGGACCUUAAACCCGCCCUCAAAGUUGUCACGGGCAGUAACGUAAUGUGAGCGUCAAAUGGCAGCCUCAGCGUCGGAGGGUGCGUUCGAGAGGGAACGAGACGGUGUCGGCUGUUGCUAUGAGCCGAACUGACGCAGACUGGUGACAGCUGCUAACGGACACGAACGUGUCCGCGCUCUCGUUAGCGGUGCAGCAGUGCGGUCUACUCUAACCGGUCAGGUCCAUGUCUCCGUGGCGAGUGUUCGGUAAAAUGUGAUAAUGUCUAGUUAGGUUCGACACCACGCCGAAGGUGCAGCGCGCAGACAUCAUACCAGCCUGGCAUAUGGGUCUGCCUGUGCCUUGUCGGUACGGCCUUGAAACGGUGGUUCUUAAGUCCAUUGGCGCGUAAUCUUGAACGCUUUGAUGUGUAUGCAUCUUGCUGUUCGUGUGCCUGUUGAUACCUGCGCCUUACACAGCAUUGGCGAAUGUUUUGCUGUUGAGCAGGCUACCACGAGCAAUUGACAUGAUGUGGGUAUGACGUGCUCUGUGUACUCAGCGUCUUGCGUUUCGUGCUUUCUGCAUCGACAUUGUGUUCCAUAAAGCACCGGACACGCCAGGUUUGUUGCAAGUACUUUCUUUGUUCUGCAUGGGUCGCGGAAAACUGAAAGCUGGUGGUAUUAUUGAAAUACUGUCACCUAUAUGGAUAGUUCACAGUGUUAAUGACAAGAUGCUAAUUGUCAUUUUGUCAUCUUUGGUUUCAAUGGAAUGUUUAAGGUGGGGGUAUAUUAUACGUGUGGCUAGG
Pollicipes pollicipes is the source of this 2413-nucleotide messenger RNA. RefSeq lists its product as uncharacterized. The record is from RefSeq and is a predicted model, not a curated record. The coding region runs from base 21 to 881 and encodes 286 amino acids. The transcript has 6 exons. Lineage: Eukaryota; Metazoa; Arthropoda; Thecostraca; Pollicipedomorpha; Pollicipedidae.